AUGCGUUCAAUUUGGGUUCCCCUCACCGCGGCCCUCGCGGCCUUGACAGAUGCCGCAACCCCCUCCACCCUGGCAGAGCUGUGCACCAAUUCCAUUGCCAAAGCCGCUCUCCCACCCUCCGAAUUCAUUCAGGGCAUCACCAUCGACUCCGACUCCGUGACCACGGACGUCGUGACCAACAGCAGUGUCUCCAGUGACUUCUAUCCCAGCGCCACCAUCAGCUACUGCAACGUCACGUUUGCCUACUCCCACGAUGGCAUUGACGGCGACCAGGUCCUUCUGGAAAUCUGGCUCCCCGCGCCAUCCGACUUUCAAAACCGCUGGCUCUCGACCGGUGGUGGCGGCUACGCCAUCAACUCCGGGGACCAGUCCCUCCCCGGCGGCGUCAUGUACGGUGCGGCAUCGGGCAUGACGGACGGUGGGUUCGGGGGCUUCUCCAACAAUGCAGACACGGCGAUGCUGUUAGCCAAUGGAACCCUCAACUACGAAACCCUCUACAUGUUCGCAUACAAGGCACACCGCGAGCUCAGCUUACUCGGCAAGGCCUUCACCCGCAACAUCUACGGGCUCAGUGACAGCGACAAACUCUACGCCUACUACCAAGGCUGUUCCGAAGGCGGCCGCGAAGGAUGGAGUCAAGUCCAACGCUACGGGGACGAAUGGGACGGGGCCAUCAUCGGGGCCCCGGCCUUCCGCUGGUCCUUCCAACAAACCCAGCAUCUCUAUUCCAACGUCGUCGAAAAGACCCUCAACUACUACCCCUCCCCCUGCGAGCUCGACAAGAUCGUCAACGAAACCAUCCUCGCCUGCGACCCCAUGGACGGGAAAACCGACGGCGUCGUGGCGCGCACCGAUCUCUGCCUCCUCGACUUCAACAUCACCUCCAUCGAAGGCCAAUCCUACGCCUGCGCCGCCUCCCGGGGCACUCCCGCCCAGAACGGCACCGUCUCCGCCCAAGCCAUCCAAGUCGCCCAGACCAUCCUCAAUGGCCUCCACGACUCCGACGGCCGUCGCGUCUACUUCUCCUACCAACCCACCGCCGCCUUCGACGACGCCGAAACCCAAUACAACGCCACCACCGGCACCUGGGAACUUGACAUCGACCAACUCGGCGGCGAGUACAUCGCCCUACUCGUCCACAAAAACGGCACCACCCUCGACUCCCUCGACGGCGUCACCUACGACACCCUCAAGGACUGGAUGAUCGCCGGCAUGCAGGAAUACUUCAGUACCCUGCAAACCACCUGGCCCGAUCUCACCCCGUUCCAUAACAACGGCGGCAAAGUCAUCCACUACCACGGCGACGCCGACUUUAGUAUCCCCACCGCGGCCUCCAUCCGCUUCUGGGAAUCCGUUCGCACCAUCAUGUACCCCAACCAAGACUACAACGCCAGCGCCGACGCCCUCAACGACUGGUACCGUCUCUACACCAUCCCCGGGGCGGGUCACUGCGCCCCCAAUGACGCCAUGCCGAACGGUCCCUUCCCGCAGACCAACCUCGCCGUGAUGAUCGAUUGGGUCGAGAACGGCGUGACGCCAACCACCCUCAACGCCACGGUCCUGCAGGGUGAGCACGAGGGCGAGAAUCAGCAGCUGUGUGCCUGGCCGCUGCGGCCGUUGUGGACGAAUGAUACCAUGGAGUGUGUGUAUGAUCAGCGCUCCAUUGAUAGUUGGCAUUAUGAUUUGGAUGCGGUGCCGAUGCCGGUGUACUAG
Aspergillus ibericus CBS 121593 is the source of this 1713-nucleotide messenger RNA. RefSeq names its product putative tannase. NCBI's taxonomy places the organism in Eukaryota, Fungi, Ascomycota, Eurotiomycetes, Eurotiales, Aspergillaceae. The record is from RefSeq and is a predicted model, not a curated record. Bases 1 to 1713 code for a protein of 570 amino acids. The transcript has a single exon.